AUGCGUCCAUCGGUGAUUCGGGGAUCGCUCCGUGCUUCGCUCGCUCGCGGAUUCGGCGCUCGACCGCGCCGCCUGCGCAUCGCCAUCAUGGCGGCCCCCGGGGUGGAGGCGCGGGCGCUGUUCGCAGAGGGGGUUCGGGCCGUGCUGGGGGGGUGGGCGGCGCUGCAGCUGGCGGUGGCGCAGGGUUUCGGGGGGCCGCAGGGUCCCGAAAAGGCCGCGUGGCUCAGCUCGGCGCUGCUCGAUUUCUUCACGCAGAACGCUGACCUGGAGCAGGAGGAGGUGGAAGAUUUCCUGGCCGAGGUGAUGGACAACGAGUUCGACACAGUGGUGGAGGACGGCAGCCUGCAGCAGAGAGAGGGGAGGAGGAGGAAGAGGAGGAGAGCGACGAGGAAGAGGAGGAGGCCAUGGAGUGCGGGACACCCCCGCCCCCCUCGGACGGCUGGACCGUGGUGCAGCGGCGGCGGCGGCGAUGAUGGGGGGAGGGGUGUCCUGUGUGUCCCCCCCCAGCUUGGGGGACACCCCUCCCCCACCCUGCUCCCCAAACUGGGGGGGAAUAAAGGCCCCUCCCCCCAUGGGAGUGGGAAGAGAUGUUGUGUGAUUAUUGAAGGGAGAGGCCGCUUAGAGAGCCCCUGGCCCCACUGCGACCGCAGAGAUAACUCCCAGUUUAACCCAGUCCCUCCCAGUAUAGCCCAGUCCCUCCCAUUGCCCCGCCCAUCAUGGCGACCGCUCUGA
Melospiza melodia melodia is the source of this 732-nucleotide messenger RNA. RefSeq lists its product as uncharacterized. The record is from RefSeq and is a predicted model, not a curated record. Gene Ontology annotation, cellular component: nucleus. The transcript is spliced from 5 exons. Gene Ontology annotation, biological process: maturation of SSU-rRNA from tricistronic rRNA transcript (SSU-rRNA, 5.8S rRNA, LSU-rRNA). Bases 1 to 732 code for a protein of 243 amino acids. NCBI's taxonomy places the organism in Eukaryota, Metazoa, Chordata, Aves, Passeriformes, Passerellidae.